Molecule: messenger RNA, 3241 nt
Organism: Asterias rubens (European starfish)
Lineage: Eukaryota; Metazoa; Echinodermata; Asteroidea; Forcipulatida; Asteriidae
Product: serine/threonine-protein kinase DCLK1-like
Exons: 7
Coding region: 177-2900 (907 amino acids)
Biological process (GO): protein phosphorylation; intracellular signal transduction
Molecular function (GO): ATP binding; protein kinase activity
Source: RefSeq, a predicted model, not a curated record
AGUGCUGAGCCUUUCCUUGCGCGAAGUGUUCUUAAAUUAUUAAUGACAGUCAAAUUUAGAAAUAAUGUGACGAGAAGUUCGAUAAAAAUGUGACAUUUGCCGCAAUAAAACAUCGAGAUAACACUGAAUUGCAACCAAAAUGACACCCCAACACUGGGAGAGGAUGUUAUUAAAUUAUGGGACGCGUUCGUAAAAACUCAGCAAGACGUAUGAACACCAACGCCAACGACACCCUUCUUGCCUACCCCUUCAACAACUCAGAUGUCCCCCCAGCCCCAGCAGCAAGAGCUCGCAAGAAACUUGUUCAAGCUCAAGAGGACAACACCAUGCUGGUGGCUAGUCGCAACUCGGAUGUCAGUGUCUCGCAACAGCAUAAAGACAUCACAGAGGAGCAAUAUCAAGACUUGCGCAGACCAAGGCAGCUUCUCUUCUACAGGAAUGGCGACCGUUACUUCCGGGGGAAACGGUUACGGAUAACUCCAAAUCGAUUCCAGACGUUUGAAACCCUCUUGAGUGAGUUAACAAAACACAUGUCCCUCCCUUAUGGAGUGAGAAAGAUUUAUCAACCAGACACUGGUGUAUCUAUCACGGAUAUCGAGAACUUGAAAGACGGAGAAUCGUACGUUUGUGCAUCCUUUGAGAAAUUUAAGAAGAUGAACUACGGUGCUAAUAAGUCAACUCCUGGUUGGGCAACUGGUCAUGCAAGUAAACACAGUCAGCUCCAGAGUGAUCUGUACGGACAUUUAAGCUACUCUUACCCAAGUACUGGCAAAUACGCAGCUGCCUACGCAAGAAGCCCAGUAGGAGGGCCAGGAUCUCUCAAGAAGGGUGGAAGUGGACCAGUGUCAUUCUCUUUCUCUAGUGUCAGGAGACCUCCGCUAUCUCACAGGGAGAUGGACCCAGUCUCAAAGUCUACUGGGGUGCUUUAUUCUGAUCACAGUCCAUCCAAACCAAAACUCUGUAAGAUUGCUAAGGCAGGAGCAAAACCUCCGCAAAUAGUUUCUCUCUUAUUGAACAAACGUAGCGUUCAAUCUUACGAGCAGCUUGUCCAAGACAUCUCCGAUGCAUUUGGACUUCCUAAGUAUAAGAAUCAUAGGAUUAGGAAGCUGUUUACGAUAAGCGGGAAAGAAGUUAAAGGUGUGGCUGAUUUCUUCAGGAAUCCUGACGAUGCUUUCAUUGCAUCAACAUCUAAACAUCCACUAACACGAGAUGAAGUUGCUGAAGUCUAUGCGGAUAGCUUUCCUAAUAUGCCUUAUACCAAGGGUAAUAGGAGACGGACUAAGGGUAGAGAAAGUAAGACUGAUAGCAGUCUUGAAGACGAUGAAAGAAGCGAGAGCUUGAGCAUUCGUCCGCAGAAAAAAUCAGAGAGAAAAAUAAAAGACAUUGAAAAAUCUCCAAGAGGGGAUAAAGAUGUUGAGGAGAAGAGUAAAGAUGAGGUGGAGAGGGAGGAAGCAAACCUGAAGAAAGAGGAAGAAUUAAGACGGAAAGAAAAAGAACUUAAGAAGCGAGAAGAAGAUCUGGAAAAACAACUGGCAGCAGAUAAGAAAACAAAGUCAGAGAAGGAACGUCUUAAGGCUAUUGCUAAGAAAGAGGCAGAGCUCAAAGCUAUAGAGGAAUCACUUAAGAAGAAAGAAGAAGAGGAACGAAAGAGAAAGGAGGAGGAGGAUGCAAAGAAAAAACGUGAAGAAGAAGAAACUGAGAGAAGACGUGAAGAAGAGAAGAGGUUAGAAGAAGAGGACCGGAAGAGAUUGUCCGAAUUAGAAGAUGAACUAGAAUAUGAUGAUAGAGCAGAACUGGAAGAUGAAAAAGAAUUAUUUGGUAAUCAAGAUUCAUACUCUGACGAUAUUCCAAGUGAUGAGAUCAAUUAUGAUAAACGUGAACUUAACAUUCUUGAUGAAGACAACUCAUCAAACGACAAAGAGAACAAACCAAAUUUUUCUUCCGAUCCUCGGGAGAUCGUUGACAAGGACUCCAUCCUCAAGAGGUACACCAUCGGCCCCAAAAUAGGAGACGGUAAUUUUGCCGAUGUCCACGAGGCAACAUUGAAAAACACAGAUCAGGUUUUCGCGAUGAAGAUUGUUGACAAAUCAAAACUGACAAGUAAAGAACAUAUGAUUGAGAACGAGAUUGGGAUCAUGAAGAAUAUCAAACAUCCAAACAUCGCGAAGCUCUUUGAGGAGCAUGAGACAGAGGAAAACAUCUACCUCGUGAUGGAGUACAUCAAGGGAGGAGAUCUGUUUGACGCCAUUACAGAAAGUGUAAAGUUCACUGAAGCAGAUGCAGCAAUUAUCAUUAGCGAUAUGGCUAGCGCCCUCGCUUACCUUCAUGGACUUAAUAUCGUGCAUCGCGAUCUGAAGCCAGAAAACUUACUGUUUGCCAAUCGAAAGAUCAGCAAAUCAUCUUCAGGAGAUGUGACUUUAAAGCUAGCUGACUUUGGUCUGGCUAUGGAGGUUAAAUCACCCAUCUUUACAGUCUGUGGAACUCCAACUUAUGUGGCUCCGGAAAUACUAGCAGAAACAGGUUACGGCCUAGAGGUUGACAUGUGGGCUACUGGUGUCAUUUGUUACAUCUUACUGUGUGGGUUUCCACCAUUCCGAAGUUUAGAUCGAGACCAAGAAGAGUUAUUUGAAAUCAUCCAAUCAGGAGAGUUUGUUUACCUCUCACCGUAUUGGGAUAAUAUCUCAGAUAGUGCCAAAGAUUUAAUUGAUCAUCUUCUGGUAGUCAGUCGAAGGAAACGCUAUACGGCAAAGCAAGUCAUGAAACAUCCAUGGAUCACCAGCGGAGGAGGAAAGCUUAAAGAAGCGCUCCCAAAUCUACAGAGAGAAGUUUCUAUGAAUCUAGAGAAGAACUUUGAAGGCAGGAAGAGUGGAAGGCGUAAAGGAGGAGGAGGGGUUCGAUAGAAGAGUGAGGGAGGGGGGGGGAAUCCGUCUUGUACCUCAAGCUGGACGUCUUCAGGGCCUAACUUCAUGGCUGUGCUGACCGCCGAAUUCUGCGCUUACAAUCUCUGUUCUUGCUUACUAUGAAAGGGCCAAAUUUCUGCGCUAGCUGCGUAAGCCUAGUAACGUGGAGUACAUACACACACAAGCAGAAUAAACUCCUGCUAACCUGUAAAUUACACUUGACGUAAGUGUGGAAUUGCAUGCUUCGCAAGCGUCAAUUCCUUUCUAUUCAAUGGACCCUUCCCAUGAAAUAUUCUAAUUACAUUCACGCAUGCGUACAGACUCUGUUGGUUGGCAAUUAC